Messenger RNA from Coffea arabica (coffee), 1062 nucleotides. The record is from RefSeq and is a predicted model, not a curated record. NCBI's taxonomy places the organism in Eukaryota, Viridiplantae, Streptophyta, Magnoliopsida, Gentianales, Rubiaceae.
AUGUCAAUGUCAAGAAUUGGUGAUUCCCAGAAGAGAGCAGUUGCACAUGUAGCUCUGUUUCCUAGUGCAGGAAUAGGCCAUUUGGUCCCAUUUCUGAGAUUGGCAGCCAUGCUUGCUUCUCCUAAUUGCCAAUGCAGAGUUACCUUGAUUGCUGUUCAGCCUCCAGUUUCUGGUGCAGAGUCCAACGAAUUGUCCAACGAAUUGUCUGCCUUCUUUGCUUCCCACCCUCAAAUCAAUCGGCUUGACUUUCAUCUCCCAAUUCCCAGCAGUCCAUCCGAAUUUGCAGACGCUGAAAAACCUGAUCCUUUCUUUGCUCGAUUUCUAGAUAUUAGUAGCUCAGUUCAUCUCCUGCAUCCUCUCUUGGCUUCCUUAUCUACUCCGCCUCUAUCUGCCAUCUUCGCUGACUUUGCUGUUGCAGCCGAUAUCAAUCGUCUAGCUGAUGAAUUAUCUAUCCCCCUUUACAUUGGUGCUGGCUCAUUUACCGCCUUUCCUCCCCAUGGGACCAUACGAGCCUUAACAGCAUUGUCAAAGGAACAAAUAAGAGAACUACGAAAUGGACUGGAGAGAAGUGGAUGUAGAUUUCUUUGGGCAAUAAAGACUACCAAAGUUGGCAAAGACGAGAGGGAAGAUCUGCAAGAUUUGCUUGGCAGUUCAUUUCUUGAAAGAACAAAGAAGAAGGGGCUAGUUUGUAAAGGAUGGGUGGAGCAAGAGCAAGUUUCAGCGCAUCCAGUAAUCGGAGGAUUUGUUAGCCAUUGUGGGUGGAAUUCUGUAACCGAAGCAGCUCGAUUUGGGGUGCCUAUAUUGGCUUGGCCUCUAAAUGGAGACCAAAAGUUGAACGCAGAAGUGACAGAGAAGGCAGGCCUUGGAGUAUGGAUGAGGCAUUGGGGCUGGCUGGGGGAGAAUCUAGUGAAGGGACAGGAGAUUGGGGAUCAAAUUAUCCAGUUGAUGCAGGAUAAAACAUUGAGGGUAAAGGCAAAGAAGGUGAAGGAAGAAGCUAGGAAGGCCUAUGAAGUUGGUGGGAGUUCUAAGAAAGUGCUUCUGGAAAUCAUAGAAAAUCUUUGA